Molecule: messenger RNA, 7158 nt
Organism: Patella vulgata (common limpet)
Lineage: Eukaryota; Metazoa; Mollusca; Gastropoda; Patellidae
Product: E3 ubiquitin-protein ligase RBBP6
Exons: 18
Coding region: 543-5519 (1658 amino acids)
Biological process (GO): ubiquitin-dependent protein catabolic process; mRNA processing; protein ubiquitination
Cellular component (GO): nucleus
Molecular function (GO): nucleic acid binding; ubiquitin protein ligase activity; zinc ion binding
Source: RefSeq, a predicted model, not a curated record
AAAUAACGAGACUUUUAUUUCAGACUGAAGAAGAAAGAAGAAGAGAUUGUGAAAUAUUCGUAUGAUUUAGAUAAAAAUUUUAUGAGUUUUUCUAUACGAUACCUUGAUUAAUCCACGAUUACUUGUCAGCUAGAAGAAUUGGAGGAAAAGGAGACGAAAGAAAUAUAUAUUUCAGAAGGAAUUAAUCAUGAAAACAUACACUUAUGAAAAUUUAUUAUUCUCACGCGGUUAGAAAAUAAACAUGGCCGCCAAAUAUUCUAAUCAAUCAGAAGAAGCUAAAAGAAACACCCUAGGAACAACAAAGCACGUCAAUUUACGUGGUUCUUGUUGUGUUAAAUUCAACAAACAUUUUAAUUAGCCUUUGAUCGUCAAUUAGAUAUAAAAUAAGGCGACUGUCCUUGACACUUGACCCUCAACGUGGUGGUUUUUGUUAUCCACUUUUGCAGUAAAAACAGGCCAGGUGAAGCCAUUUUUAAAGGUUAUAAAACCUUACCAGACAUCCUGCAACAUUUGAAGUAUCAGACAAAACAAAACCGGCUGAAAUGUCCUGCAUUCAUUAUAAAUUCAAGACGACCCUGGACUACAGAUCAAUAUCAUUUGAUGGAGUCGCUCUGUCGUUGGCAGACCUGAAGAAAGCCAUAUUUCAACAACGCCGUAUGAAACCUGGAGAGAUUGACUUAGAAAUAACAAAUGCACAGACUAAAGAAGUAUACAAGAAUAAUGAUGACAUGAUACCAAAAAAUUCCUCCGUGAUUGUUGCCCGUGUACCUAUCCCAACCUCAACCAAAAAUAACACUAGCAAAUCAUGGGAGGCUUUCAAACAGGAGUGUGCCAGAGCAAUAAAACAAGAGAAGGAGAAGGAGAGAGCUGCUCAGGAACUGGCCAAUCAACAGGCCGGGGAUAUAGCAAAUGCUAAGACUUCGGAGAUUGAUAAAAUUCGUGCAAUGAUGAACCAGUCUGGUAGAGAUUUUGACCCAGCAAGCUACAAGAAUAAAGUUCCACUCGGCCAGCCACCAGUAGGAUAUAAGUGUUAUAAAUGUGGUAAAGGGGGACAUUAUAUUCAUGGCUGUACAGAAAAAUCAGAAUCAAAUGUAAUUGAACCAAAGUUUAAGAGAAGUACAGGAAUACCAAAUAGUUUUCUAACUUUAACCGAUGACCCCACUGUACCAGGAGCCUUGUUAACUUACUCUGGAAAAUUUGCAGUUCCUACCAUUGAUAAGCAUGCUUAUGCUACUGGUAAAAAGGAAUUGCCACCAUUCUUGCCUGGUAUGAAUACACAAGCAGUAGUGCCUAAAUCACCUGGAAUUCCUCAAGAACUAAGAUGUUUGAUAUGUCAAGAUUUACUGAAAGAUGCUGUUCUUAUUCCUUGUUGUGGAAACAGUUUUUGUGAUGACUGUAUAAGAAAUAAACUGUUAGAGACAGAAGAUCAUGAAUGUCCAGUUUGUCAUGAACAAGAUGUCUCACCCGAUAAACUCAUACCUAAUAUGCUGAUGAGAAAAGCUAUUAUCAAUUUUUUAAAUGAAUCUGGCUACACUAAUGCCAUAAAUAAGUCUGUAGAACGUAUGAAAGAAGAACGCAGAAGUGCUAGUCCAACUAUGCCACCAGCCUCUACACCUCAAGUACAGGCUCCACCAGUUCAGAAACCUGUUCAGGCUCAGAAGCCUGUGAAUAUUCGACAGGCUUGGCAACAAUAUAAAAAGCCCACUUAUAAUCAAGUUAUUCAGACUCUAACUCCUAGUCAACCGAAUAUCAUACCUCGCAUUGUACCUGUGACUCAACAGAUACCCAGUAUCCAGCAAGCUCCUCAUCAUUUUACUAAUACCAUAUCCUCGGUAAAUAGAGUAGUUAAUGAUGCUAUUCCUGUACAAACAGUAACACGAUCACAACCACCGCCAUUACACAUGACUUCUAUACCUGUACAGUCAGUCAACAGCCCUAUUUUAUCACAACACUCAGAAAGAAGCAAUACGCCUGAAGAUAGAGCACCAACUCCUGUUAAAGAUGAACAGCCCCAUCCGCCAGGUGUUGACGAGGCAACAGUGAACGUUAUAUCAGUAGUAGGACAGCCUCCUCCAGAAGUUCAAACAGUACAAGCUGUACAGACCACAAGAUCUAGUACUGUUCCUUCAUGGCAAAAUCUGAAAGCUCCUGGAAGUAACACCCCACCAUUAUAUGGUUCAUUACCACCAACAACCAGUAACUCACACCCUCCAUCUUUAUUAGGUGUUCCACCACCAAUAUAUCCAGCAGGUGUGCCAGGACCUAUGAUCGGACAACCUAUUACGCCAAUGAAUUUUGGCGUCCCUCCAUUUGGCUCUGGACCACGACCUCCGUUUCCUCCUUUUGCUCCUCCAGUUGCACCCAUGUCGAAAGAACAGUUUUAUAGAGAACAAAAGAGAAUGAAAGAAGCUGCCAAAGAGAAAAAGUAUGAUGUAAUGGAUCAUUUUACAAAAGAUUUCUUAGAGCGCAAAGAUCGUGUUAAGAAAACCAAAAGUAAAUCAAAAAGUCAUUCAAGGUCCCGUUCGAAGACACCUAGAAGAUCGCGGUCAAGAACUCCAAGAAGACUGCGUUCAUUAACACCCAGGAGAUCGAGAUCUAGAUCUAGACCACCAAGAUCUCUUACACCAAUCAGAAAAAGAAGUAGAUCGAGAACCCCAUAUAGAUCACGUUCUAGGUCUCGGUCACCCCCUCCUAGGUUAAGGACUAGAUCUCGAUCAAGGUCCCGGUACAGAUCUCGUUCUCGGUCAAGAUAUAGGUCUCGAUCUAGAUCUUUUGCUAGAUCUUUAUCUAGAGGUAGAUAUAGAUCUUAUUCAAGAUCUCCGAUUCGUAGUUACAGAAAAUAUUCAAGAUCAAGGUCUAGAUCUCCAUAUAGACGUUACUCACCUGUUCGUAGAAGAUCACCAAUAGGCAGUAGGCGACGAUCUUUAACGCCUCCUGGCAGUCCAUCUUAUAGAGGAAAAUAUCCUGAAAGUAGAAGAUGGUCCCCAAGACCUGGUGCUAGAUAUGGUAAUGAUAGCCCUGGAAGAUAUUCCCCACCUCCAAGAUACCCUCCUGAUUAUGGUUUCAGUGGUCCUCCAGGUCCUCCUCCAUUUGGAUUUGAUGGACCUCCUCCUCCUCCUCACUUCUUUGGGAAUCCACCAGGGUAUGGAAUUGGACCUCGACCGCCACUUGGUCCACCAGGAAUGCCAGUUGGUCUACCACCACCACCACCAGGUUUUGCAAUGUAUCCUGCUCCCCCGGUACCACCUAUACGCAAUCGUUCUAGAUCCCCGAAACGUCAUGGCAGACCUUUAAUGGGUACUCCACCAAGAGGUAGAUAUGAUCAUGAUCGUCCUCGGGAUAGAAAAGAUUAUGGUACAGACAGGGCAUCUGAUAGACCUAGAACGCAUGAUGAUAAAGGAAGAUAUCAGAGAGAUGGAUAUGGUCGCAAAGAUUAUCCCAAAACGCAAGAUGGAGUUCGGUCACAUGAUAAAGAAAGAAAUAGUCAAACAUCAGAUUCCAAUAAAACAUCAAAGGAUAAGAAGGGUAAGGAGGAUAAAGAAAACAAGGAAAAUGGAAAGGGGUUGAAGUCUGAUGAAAAGACAGAAAAAGAGAAGAGUAAGGAGAAAGGUGACAGUAAAAGUAAGAAAAAGAAAGAAUCAAAGAAAAAAGAAAAAUCUGAGAAAAAGAAACGAGAUAAAUCUAAAGAUAAGAAAAAGGUAGAAACAGACAUAUCUGGUGAUGUUGAUAAAUAUGAAGAAAAGAAAGACAGCACAAAGGUGUCUACUGGUAAUACUUAUACUAGAUCAUCCAACUCUACAUUGAUAUUUUUAACUGGUGGAGGUGAUGAAGCACCGGAAAAAUCUGAAGCUAAUACUGCUGAAACUACUACAGAUGCUACAUAUGUUAAAAAAGAUACCGAACCUUCUCCUGCCAAAGACAUCAAAAAGAUAAAGAAAGUGAAAAAGAGAAGCAAGAGUUGUAAUGUAGCUGAAGAUACAAGUGACUCCACAACUGAAAACAAAUCUAGAACACGCUCAAGUAAAAAGGCAGCUGCACUAGUGGAAUACAAUGAAACCUCUGGGGAUGUAUCAGAUAAACCUCCAAAGAAAAAGGGCACAUCAAAGAAAGGAAAAGCUAAAGGAAAAGAGGAAGAAUCCAAACAAGAAGAUGCAGAAACACCCAGCAAGGACCCAGAUGGAAUCCGAACUAAGGUAGAAAAGGAAAAUAAUGAAUCUGGCAAUGAAGUAGCUACCCUAGUUAAUCGUGCUCCCCCAAGUCCACAUGAUCAGGUUCCUAGUAGUCCUAUUGAUGCAACUGAUGGUGUUCAUGAAGAUGAACCAUCCCCACCAGGUGUUAAUGAUAAACCUGAUUUAUUAUUAGAUAAACCAGAUUUAUUAUUAGACAAACCCGAGUUAAUGUUAGAUCUACCUGAAUUAUCCAAGUGGGAGAGAGAUGAUAUAGAUGAGGAAUCUGAAGAGGAACCACAAAAAAUUGAAGUUAAAAAAUCCUUGCCAAAGUCUGUGAUAGAGAAAGCUGAGAAAGCUUUGACUCAAAAACCACCCAAAAUAUCUUCAGUGGCAUCUGCUAUAACUUCACCAGUACGUAAUACAGGUAAGAAGCGUAGAGUGUAUUUAGAUGAAGGAGAGGAUGAGAAAAAGCCAGUUGAAUCGUAUGAAGACAAUAGGAGAGUUCAUACAAAACAGAAAUCGAUGCAAAUCACAAUUUCAUCAAAAGAAAGACAAAGAAAUGAGGAGCUUGAAAGAAGGGAGAUGAGGAAAGGAGACAAAUCGAGGCGGGAAGAGAAGAGGGAUCGAGAACCAGAGCGCAAAUCUGUAUUCACCAGAAUGAAGUUAGAUGAUCAUGAAAGAAAUUCUGAUAAAUACAAAGAUAGAAGAGACAGAGAAAGUAGAAGUAGUUUUGAAGACAGUAGUAAUAGAAAAGAUCGCGAGAGCAGAAAAAUUAAAGAUUUGAGAGAAAAACUACCAAAUCGAACAGAUAGGAGAGACCAUGAGCGAUUUGAAGAGCAGAGGGAACGACAUCGCGAGAAACCAUCAAGAAGACAUUCUGAUUCUAAUCAUAAGGACAAUGAUAUAGGAAAAGGUUCUAGUGAUAAAUCACGCACAGUUAAUAGUAAAUCUGUGAAAGAUUGUGAUGAUCAUAGUGAUCAGGAAUUAAACGAAACUAGGAACACUAAUGAAAAAACUGAAUCUAAAUCUAAACCUGUGAUAGAUCGUAAAGAGUCAUUAUUAGAUGAAUCAUUGUUCGAACCUGAUUACAACGAAGAAGUGAGUGAAACGGAAACCAGCUCAACAGAUGAGGCCCCCGGCAAAGUCCAGAAAGAAAAAGAACCCAGUCCAAGUGCCAGUUCACGCGAAAGUAGUCCAACUCCUGCUAAAAAACGGAAACGACAUGACACAACAGAUGAUGAAAAUCCGUCCAAAAAAUCUAAACAUAAAAAACAUAAGCACAAACAUAAAACUGGCAAACAUAAACAUAAGAAAAAGAAACAUAAGAAAAAAGAACAAGAGACAGAAUAGUUAGAUAAAUCAGUCAGUAGUCACAUGUAAAUAAACAUCAUUGUAUUCUGUUAUUAAUAAUGUAAGCCUAUUGUGCAUCUAAAUCUUCAUAAGAUACAUUGUUUCAAUGGCAUUUAGUAAUUGAACUAGAGUAUACAUGUCACAAUUCUAUGGAAUACAAUUAUUGCUUAUUACUGAGCAAAGUUUUGACUAGUCUCCUCUAGUCAUUAUCAAGCAAUGAUAACGAUAGACGCCUUGGCAAAACAUUGCUCUUUAAAAAGCAAUAUUUGUAUUCCAUAGAAUUGUGACCUGUGUUUUGGUAAGAUACAUGUAAUGGUAAAAGACAAGAGAAGUCCAGUUGAAUCAUGGCUCAGUAAUAAGCAAUAAUUGUAUUCUAUGGAAUUAUGACCUGUGUAUUGAUAAGAUACAAAAGUAAUGUGCAUCCUCUGUUGAUAACUUGAUCAUAUGAAAAACUUAGAUCUCUAUUGUAUAAAAACAAAAGUGUUUUAUCAUUGUGUAGUUUUAUACAAGCCUGGAAAUAAUAAUUUUAGUUAUACCUCAGAAAAUGUUAAGCACCACUGUACGAGUACCUGACAUUUUAAACUUUGUAUCAGACCUCAAAUCUAUGCCAAUCAAAAUGACAGGCACCAGAGAGAUUAUGCCUGACAAUGUCUGUUACAGGUGCCUUAUUUUCAGGCAUGGUUUUAUCAUCUUUACGUGAAACCUUAUUGGUAUAUCAUCUACAUUGUAUUAAUAUUAUUGAUACUAUUGAUAGCUCAAAUAUAGAUACAGUUGUAGUGACUUUGUAUAUAGCAUAAUGUGAAGUAUGGUAAAUGAAAAUAGUUUCAUAACAUGAUAAUGGUAAUAUUUGAUUUUGGUUUUCAACAAUCAAGUAAAACACAAAACAGUAUUAUUUAAGUAUGAUUAUAUUAGUGUAUAUAAAAGUAUAUUCAAUUAAAUUGUCAUUAAAAUCAUGUUAUUGGACAUAAGUGCUACAAAUGAUUCAUCAACAUCAUUCCAACUAAAUAAUUAAAACUGCAGAAUGAUGUCUUUAAAUUGAAAAAUAUUUUGUUAUAAGUAUUGUUUUCAACUUGUCAUCUAACUUUUAUUUAUAAUUUUUUUUAUUAAUAUAAGUACUUAUUUACUGUAGAAAGAGCGAAGCAAAUUAGUACUUUAAAAUAAACUAUUUCCUCUUUAUAUAAAAUUAUAAAUACCUUGUGUGAUAAAAAGAUUAUUUCAGUGGGAAAUGUCUGCAAACAUAGGCAUUUUUCAGAAAAGAUGGUUGAAUGUGGAUGUUUCUUUGAGAAGCUUAUUACAUAAUGCCAGUUUGCAUUUGAUUUAUGAUUUCCCAGCAUAGAUAAGGUUGUUUACAAGAGUUAUUGCUAUUGAAACACCUUUCUAUAAGUUUUGUACUUAUGUAUAGAAGAGAGUGGAUGAAAAGGUUUGUGGAUUUAGAAAGAGUGUAAAUAUAUUAUGUUUGAUUAAAGAUAUUGCUAAUCUAUAUUGUAUAUAAGUGUACAUUUCAAAUUCUGUACAUGUAUUUUAAUUUUACUGUCACAGAUAGAUGGCGGAUUAAAUGUAGCACCACAGGUAUGGUGCCUUAUGAGAAAAUUGAUUCCAAUAAAAACUAUGAAAAAUAAAUCUGUUUUGUGGAUUUUGU